This is a messenger RNA of Numida meleagris (helmeted guineafowl), 2752 nucleotides long. RefSeq names its product transmembrane protein 206 (gene PACC1). The transcript is spliced from 12 exons. The coding region runs from base 1140 to 2099 and encodes 319 amino acids. The record is from RefSeq and is a predicted model, not a curated record. Gene Ontology annotation, cellular component: cell surface. Lineage: Eukaryota; Metazoa; Chordata; Aves; Galliformes; Numididae.
GUCCGUCAGGGCCGCCCCCCGCACGCGGGGCGGGGCUGGGGGGCGCUGGCCCUUUAAGGCAGCGAAGCCCCGCGCGCAUUCCAACCGCAUCUCCCCCCAACGGCGCGGCCGCGUCAUCGUUCCGGGAAGCAGAUGGCGUCAUCCCGUCCUCCCGCGGCGGAGGGGCGGGGACUUGAAACAAAGGAAUAAAAAUAGAAGCAGCAUGCAUUCACAGGGGUUGCUUAUCUGAUUUGAAGAGCUUUGCUGUGCAGGAAAACAGUAGUGCUGUACAGUGCAAACUUAAGCCAAAUACUGCUGUCAAAGAGGACGUGAAGGGAAGGCACACUUGGUGAAGAGAGGCUGCUGAUCUAUUGUUGAAUCAGCUCAUGCAGUGGGGAUGCCUUCAGGUAGGAAGAGUAGUUAACUUGGGAGCAAGAGUCUCAGGAAACAGUCCACCACAGUUUGGUUUAGUCCAAAGUUUAUCCUGUGCUGCCAUUGCAGAAGACCUCAGGGCUGUCCUGUUAAACCACUUGACGAUACUGUGGAACUCUCUUCACUUGGGCCCUGGGGAAAGAGGGUCAUCUCUGCAUCAGAAACUGGGAGGAACUUCGACAUUGAAGUUGAUGCCAUGAUUCAGAAAUGUAAAUGGGAUCAAAAUUGUGCCUAGAUCUCUGGAAGAGCGUUUGUGCCAAGUGGCAGUGUUGAGACUUAAUGGCUUCGUAACCCCCAGCCCAACAGAGGAGCAAAGACCUUCCAUCGGCCCUGCCUGGCCACCUGAGCUCACCCCCAGCACUAUCACUGCUGUGCCAGUAUGCUGUUGCUCCGAUCUACCUCCCAGUAAAACAAGUGUGCCAUUUUUUUCUUUUAAUUUUACCAUACAGUCCUCUAUUUUCAGAUUAUCAGAUUUCCCAGCGGGGCUGAAGCUGUGAGUCUGCAUUGCCAGGAGAAAAUUCACAUGGAUUUUUCUGCACUCUUCUGCAAGAAUAAGUGUAGAAAGAAAGAAACUGCUAAGAAACCAAGUGCUAACUUCAGCCAGUGUCACUUUUUCCUCCCAGUGGAGCAGAAAUCUGAGGGACUUUUCAUCUCCAGAGUACAGCAAUUAGCUGAGUGAAGAUGUGGAGCGAGUAUCUGAAAACCCAACAGAUGAGAGAGAAGGAGAGAUGGGAGUUGAUGAAGAUACCAGCUCUGCUAUUUUACCAGAUAGUGAACUGGGUACCAGUGCCCCUUCUUUGCGUUUCAGCAAGACCUGCCUAAAGAAUGUGUUUUCAGUAAUUCUCCUGUUUAUUUAUCUGCUGCUUAUGGCUGUAGCUGUGUUCCUUGUCUACCAAACCAUCAGUGACUUCAGGGAGAAGCUCAAGCACCCUGUGAUGUCUGUCUCUUACAAGGAAGUGUCCUUGUACGAUGCACCUGGUAUUGCCUUUUACCCAGGAAAGGCUCGUCUGCUUAGCUGCAAGCAUCAUUACUAUGAUCACAUUCUGCCUCUGAUAAAUCCAGGUCAGCCGGGAGAGAUUGACUGCACCACGCAGAGAAUCAACUACACAGAUCCUUUUACUAAUCAAACUAUGAAGUAUGCUUUGGUUGUUCAAGGCCCUCGUGAUGUGAAGAAGAAGGAACUGGUGUUUUUGCAGUUUCACUUAAAUGGAACAGACCAAGAUUUUAGUGCCAUUGACUACCUUCUGUUUUCUUCUUUCCAAGAGUUCAUCAACAGUCCAGAAAAAGCUGAAUUCAUGAAGGACUGUGAGAGUUCAUACUCCAGCUGGAAGUUUUCUGGAGGCUUUCGUACUUGGGUCAAGAUGUCCUUGGUGAAAACAAAGGAAGAGGAUGGUAGUGAGACUGUGGAAUUCAAACAAGAGACUAGUGUGGUUAACUAUAUUGACCGGAGGACUAAGCUGACAAGUGACCAGCUGUUUUUUGUGGUAUUUGAAUGGAAAGACCCUUUUAUACAGACCGUUCAAGAUAUAAUCACAGCAAACCCUUGGAACACGAUCGCUCUUCUUUGCGGAAUCUUUUUGGCUCUGUUUAAGGCGGCAGACUUUGCUAAGUUAAGCGUUAAGUGGAUGAUCAAAAUCCGAAAGAGACACCUGAAGAGGAGGAGUCAAGUAAUGAACCAUAUAAGCUGAGACUAAGACUACCUUGUAACUGUUUGCAGCAGAAGGAACAGAACUGGACUGAGCUCCCACUGGCAAUACAGCGAGCAGGUAUGUUUUCUUCAGGAAAAGCACAGCUGCCGGAGGAACAGCCUCGUGAACUGACAUCUGAACUUCUCAGAAGAGCUUAACUCUAGGAACACUAGGACAGCUCUAACAAACUCAUGCUUUUCUAUUCCACAUUUAACAAACUUACCUCGAUACGUGGGGGGAGUGAGGAAACAGGUGACUAAUGUAGCAGUUAAGUUUAAAAAAAAAAAAAGCAACUGUUUUGAAUGCUUUUCAGAACAGGAGGGUGCUAAACUUGCCUGAGCUCGGACCUGCAUCUGCUACCAGAAUGCAGUUACUUCCUUGACCGCGUGUAGGGGAAGGUAAAACCCAAACAGCAAAACAGUCUGGCCUCCCCUCUCCGAAGAAUGUUAAAACAAAAUACACUGGAAUUCUACUACUCUUUAAAUUUUUCAUUUAAAGUGUAUUGAGUUGAAUAUUAAAGAAAAAAAAAAUUGAGCUGUCACAUCCUUCUCUGAAACUGCCUGCUCUCAGAUGCAGCUGGAGCUGUGCAGGAGGUAAUCCAGACAGGAGCGUUAAGGCACGAUGUGUAAGUUUAAUAAAUAAGCAGACUUUUA